AUGACCGCGUCUCAGGACAAAACGUGCAAGCCCGUGGCGACGUGGGUGAACGUUUGCCGUCAAGAUUUCGCGUGUCUCGUUGCCAUCGCUUUCCUCGUUCUUUACGUCCUCUUUGGUGUUACGCCAACUCUCAACGCCAUCAAGUGGUGUCACCGAAUAAUUACUGGCAAGCCAAAGGACUUACCAAAAGACAUUGAAGACCCUGAGCCGGAAUACGAGGGACAGGACCCGUAUCACUCACCCACACAGCUGCUGAAGCGAUUCAUCUCGCGCUACUCGGACGCGCGCACUACCGUACCACCCACAACAUACCUCCCCGUUCUUCCAAAAACGUCUUCGCCUUUAUCUUAUGCUUCAUCUCGUCGUCGAUCGGUCCCGCUCCACAACAACCCCCAGGACCGCCUCCGGCUCGCGCAAUUCCAGUUCCCGGCGACGCGCCGCAGUUCUGUCGCUCCUGCCCUAGAAUCUGUCCCCGACUUGUUUUCACCCUCUGUACGGUCCUCGCGGUGCACGACGGACACGGAUCUAGAGACGCUCGACGGACUCGUCCUUGGCAAUGAAGGUCGGCGCAAGUCUUUCCUCGACGCCAGCGAUUACUCUGCCCUGGCAUUUGUAGACAUCGACCUGCAGGAGAAAUCGCCUGCCGGCUCUGAGGCUAUGUACUUGCCCAACAUCCCACCUCCUGCUCAUCUAGAUCUUGACUGGCAAAUGGAACCUGAACGAUUCGAGUAUAACUCUGCUUGACUAUAUGUUGCUCUGCUGUCUCUGUCUUC
Molecule: messenger RNA, 773 nt
Organism: Phanerochaete carnosa HHB-10118-sp
Lineage: Eukaryota; Fungi; Basidiomycota; Agaricomycetes; Polyporales; Phanerochaetaceae
Exons: 3
Coding region: 1-744 (247 amino acids)
Source: RefSeq, a predicted model, not a curated record